AUGGAAAAUGAAGCCGAACAAUUGAGCGAUGCGACCGCCGAGAAGCGCCGCAAUAUACGAAAGCGCGCCCAGCAAUGGAUGACCAAGGGAGCUUUGCUACACGAAGAUUCCGACGACGAGCUGGGCACCGAGGACCACCCGUGGGAAUGGAUUUACGAUGUCGAUGCUUCGGACGCGAGACAGGAAGCGGAAUUGAACAAGAAAACAAGCACAACGAAAUCGCGACGGCGGGCAUCACGAUCUGGCAAGGCUGGUCCGACAAUUGUGGGCGCACGAAUGAGUACCUUUGAGUGCAGGUUGGGCGACGUUGUGCUUCUCAAGUCGCCUGAACCCGGCAAAGACUGGGUCGGUAUUAUCACAGAAUUUCUGGAGGUGGAGGAUGAGGAUGAAUCUGGAGAGAUGAUCAAGUCGGUCAACAUCAUGUGGUUCGCAUCACCAGAUGAGUUCAUGUCAACCAGGAACAAGCGAAGAACAGAUGCGCUUCCCAAUGAGCAAUACCUAACGGCUGACUUUAACGUCAACCCUGUCACAUCCAUCAAUGGCAAAGCGACUGUCAUGUCAAAAGAUGCGUUCUAUGCCAAAUAUCCAGGCGGCAUACCCCCCAAAAAUAACGCCCAGCGUGCCGAAUUCAACAAAUGCAUUAUCUGCCGUCGAGGGGUUAAUCAAGCACAAGGUCGAUACACCGAAGAGUUUAAUUGGGAGCAGGUCUAUGGAGACCGCAAUAUCUACAACUUGAUCGCCAUGGUAAAGGAGGGGUUAAAAGCCGCGCGCAAACGAAAGACAACAGAUGACGAUUAUACCGAACCAAAACAGGAGCCUGUCGCGCCAAGUACGCCCAGAAAGCGCCAGAAGAUGACUGCAACAAAUGCAACACCAAAGACACAGCGGAAGAAGACGCUGACAACACCUUCAAAUAAACGGAUUAUCGUGAAAAAGCCACUCGAGUUCACCCCACUAGGGACUCGCGUUCUUGAGCCAUCUCAUUUUGCAUCUCCCUACCGGCAAGCACGUACACUACUACACGUCUCGGCUGUUCCAGAAUCUCUUCCCUGUCGCAAAACCGAGUUCAAUACUGUCUAUAAUCAUCUAAGCGCGGCGAUCAUGGAAGGCACAGGGGCGUGUAUCUACAUUUCAGGGACUCCGGGCACCGGCAAAACUGCAACAGUACGUGAAGUUGUGGCGCAACUGAACGCGGCUGUGCUCGCUGAAGAGAUGGACGAUUUCAUAUUUGUUGAAAUCAACGGCAUGAAAGUGACCGACCCGCAUCAGUCUUAUUCACUGCUAUGGGAAGCACUGAAGGGCGACAGGGUCUCACCUUCGCACGCACUUGACCUUCUCGAACAGGAGUUCUCUCAUCCGUCGCCUCGCAGAGUCUCUUGCGUAGUGCUGAUGGACGAAUUGGAUCAACUAGUGACCAAGAACCAAUCGGUGAUGUACAAUUUCUUCAAUUGGCCGGCACUGCGUCACUCACGUCUCAUUGUUUUGGCUGUUGCCAACACAAUGGAUCUGCCCGAGCGAACCCUCAGCAACAAAAUCUCGAGUCGUCUCGGUCUUACCCGAAUCACUUUCCCAGGAUACCGUCAUACCGAUCUAAUGGAGAUUAUCAGUACCCGUCUGGCUAAUGUUCCUGGUAACAUCGUUGACCCGGAUGCUGUACAAUUUGCUAGUCGAAAGGUUGCAGCCGUCAGUGGUGAUGCGCGUCGUGCGCUCGAUAUUUGUCGCCGCGCAGUGGAAAUCGCCGAGCAAGAAGCGGAUGAAGCUGCCAAUGCAGCUGCAGCAAACAAUGAUGAUAUCGACGAGAUGCCGGCAACCCCGAGCAAGACGCCCGCGAGACAAAAGAAGGCGCUCGAGGGGAAGCCAGCAGCCGAUACCCAGCUUGCCAAGCCCGCUCCUGCAAAGAGUCGGCCGGGUCGAGUGACCAUUUCUACGAUCAAGCAAGCUAUCCAAGAAGCCACAUCAACGCCUCUACAACAAUCCCUGCGCUGUCUGCCUCUUUCCGGCAAGCUUUUCCUCGCCGCAUUACUAGCACGGGUGCACCGCACCGGAAUCACCGAGUCUACCUUCGGCGACGUCUUGGAUGAGGCACGCCGUAUGGCAGACGCAGCCGUCGCCGUUGCAGGCGUGGCUGGUGUCGGUGUAAAGGAGUACUUGCUUGGAGGCGGUGCGGCUUCUAGGGUGCGUGCUUUAGGCUUCGCUGCCAUGGAACUCAUGAAUUCCGGUGUACUUGCGUUGGAGCAAGGGUCCAGCACCAAGAAUGUGAUAGGUGGCUCCACGAUCCCGACUCGUGGUGACCGGAGCAGCAAGAUCAGGCUUCGCGUGGCGCCGGAGGAUGUCAAGUUGGCUUUUCGCGAAGAUGUGGAGGCUCGGAGUUUGGGUAUUGGAAUUGAGCAAUAG
This is a messenger RNA of Penicillium diatomitis, 2394 nucleotides long. Its product is annotated as origin recognition complex subunit 1. Gene Ontology annotation, biological process: DNA replication initiation; mitotic DNA replication checkpoint signaling. The transcript has 3 exons. Lineage: Eukaryota; Fungi; Ascomycota; Eurotiomycetes; Eurotiales; Aspergillaceae. The record is from RefSeq and is a predicted model, not a curated record. Gene Ontology annotation, cellular component: nuclear origin of replication recognition complex. Gene Ontology annotation, molecular function: ATP hydrolysis activity; chromatin binding; ATP binding. The coding region runs from base 1 to 2394 and encodes 797 amino acids.